Messenger RNA from Canis lupus familiaris (dog), 2853 nucleotides. It is a transcript of the gene PNMA6E, whose product is annotated as PNMA family member 6E. Lineage: Eukaryota; Metazoa; Chordata; Mammalia; Carnivora; Canidae. The coding region runs from base 111 to 2429 and encodes 772 amino acids. The transcript is spliced from 2 exons. The record is from RefSeq and is a predicted model, not a curated record.
CGGAGGCUCGGCCUCUUGGUUCCCGGCUGCGCAGCUGAGGCGACCUCUUCAGCGCUUGGCUUCGGCGCGGGCCUGUGGAGCUGUCCAGGACCCGGAGGAAGUUUUCAGCAAUGGCAGUGCCACUGGCAAUACUGCAUGACUGGUGCAGGUGGAUGGGCGUGAAUGCACACCGUUCCUUGCUCAUCCUGGGCAUCCCAGAUGACUGUGAGGAAGAGGAAUUCCAGGAUGCCGUGAAGGCUGCCCUGUGGCCCCUGGGCAGAUACCGAGUGCUGGGCAAAGCAUUCAGAAAGGAGCUCGGAUCCAGGGUCGCCUUAGUGGAGUUUGCUCAGUAUUUAAACCGAAGUUUGAUCCCCCGACAAAUAGCAGGCAAAGGAGGACCCUGGCCUGUGGUCUUUCUGCCCCAGGCUCCUGAUUCAGACUCACAGGAUAGACCCGAUUUCCCUGCGCAGCCCCAGAUGGAAGCAAGGGCCGGCCAGGCAGGUGAGGCAGGAGCUGUAGGUAAAGAAAGGGCUGCAGGUGUCACAGGAGCUGCAAGUGAGGACAGGCGUGAAGGAGAGGAAGGAGCUACAGGUGAGGCAGGAGCUGCAGGUGUGGCAGGAGGUGCAAGUAAGGAAGGGCGUGGAGGUGAGGAAGCUGCAGGUGAGGCAGGAGCAGCAGGUGAGGCAGGAGCUGCAGGUGAGGAAGAAGCCAUAGGUGAAGUGGGAGCUGCAAGUGAGGCAGGAGCAGCAGGUGAGGUGGUAGCCGCAGGUGAUAAAGGAUGUGAAAGUAAGGAAGAAGCUGCAGGUGUGGAAGGAGCUGUAGGUGAGGCAGGAGCUGUAGGUGAGGCAGGAACUGAAGAUGAAGGGAUAGUGUUAGAUGAGGGAGCUGAAGAUGCAGGAGCUGUGAGUUUGGUAGGAGAAGAUGGAGGAGUACUCGGUGAAGAGGGAGCUGCAGGUGUGGCAGGAACAGGAGGUGAGGCAGGAGCUGCCGGUGAGGCAGGAGUUGCCGGUGAGGCAGGAGCUGCAGGUGUGGCAGGAGCUGUAGGUGAGGCAGGAGUUGCCGGUGAGGCAGGAGCUGCUGGUGUGGCAGAAGAUGAAGGGGCAGUGUCUGAUGAGGAGGGAGCCGCAGGUGACACAGGAAUUGCAGGUGUGCUGGGAUCUGUGAGUAUGGCAGGAGCAGCAGGGGAGGCGGGCACUGCAGGGGAGGAAGGAGCUGCAGGAGCCGUAGAUGAGGGAGGAUCCUGGAUCCAGCAGUGGGGCCAGGCUUGGCAGCCUGUGCCAGAAGACGCGGCCUACGGGGAAUUGAGAACCUUCUCCGGGAUGGAAGAUCCAGACCAAGAGUCCUUUGAGGUCUGGCUGGAGCACGCCAACGACAUGCUGUUCAUGUGGCGCCACGUGCCAGAAGGGGAGAGGAGGCGGUGGCUGAUGGAAAGCUUGGGGGGCCUCGCGCUCGAGUUCAUGUGCGGCCUCCUGGCAGAAAAUCCCAACAUGCUUGCGCAGGAUUGCCUGGCCGCAAUGGUCCAGGUGUUCGGAGACAAGGAUCCCUGCGUGACCGCACGGCUGAAGUUCCUGACGUGCGCCCAGCGGCCCCAGGAGACUCUGUUUGCCUACGUGAUGCGCCUGGAAGGCCUGCUGCAGUCGGCCGUGGAGAAGGGGGCCAUCCAUCCCACCAUCGCGGACCAGGUUCGCGCCAGGCAGGUGCUGAUGCGGGCUCGCUCCAACGAGAUGCUCCAGAGCAAGCUGAAGAGGAUGCGGCUGGAGAGGAGACCACCCGGCUUCCUGGGGAUGCUGCGGCUCAUCCGCGAGGCCGAGGCGUGGGAGGCCGCCCCAGCUACGGGUGAGCAGUUCCAAGUGGAAGAAGGGCCCCCCGCGUAUGUCAGGGUCCUGGCUGUUGUGCCGGCUGCCGCCGCCAGGCAAGAGCUUGCCGAAGCCUCCCCAGCCAACGAAGAUGCUUCCCAGGCGGCCCUGGCUCGUCAAGUCCUCACGGAGGGCGCCCCUGCCGGGGCAGGUGAAACCAAGGCCUCCCCAGCCAAUGAAGAUCGCGCCGAGCCUGCUCCCGCCGACGUAGAGGCCGAUGAGGCCGUUCCCGGCACUGCCGAAGCUGGUGGAGCUGCUCCUGAGCCCCACGAUGGUGCCAAGGCCACCCCUGCCCCUGGGGAGGCCUCCAAGGUCUUCCUUGCCACUCGGGAAGAUGAAGAUGCUCCCGCCUCUGCAGGCCUAGGUCAGGGAAGAUCCUCAGAGGCCCCUGGGGGCCCCACCCCUGCCCAGAUGGGCGCUGCUUCCAGGGUGGGCCCAGGAGGUCCUGGCUGUGGGCCAGAGGGCCUCGCCCAGGCAGGAGACCGGGAGGCUGGGGAUCCCCUUGAGGAGGGGCUCAAGCCCAUCCCAGAUGAGCCAGGAAACGAGGAUGGGGCUGGGGGGACGGGCCUCCCCAAGUCCUCCUCAGGCAAAUAGGCUCAGAAGGCCCAGGGGCCCCCUCUCCUCUCAGGCUGCCAAGUUCUGGAGGCAGGGGGAGGCCAAGCCAGGGCAGCAGCCUUGCCCCACAUGAGGAGCAGGGCUGAGCAAAGGGCCCACCCGGCCCAAACAAAUUCCCACGACCCCACCUUCCCAAGGCACCCUAGCCACCACCAUUAGCCCUUCCAAGUGACCCAGAUGGCCAUGCUUGACACCAAAUGGGGCGUGGAGAGCUGCCCCCUCCCAUGGCAGUACCACCCCAGCCCCAGCCCCAAUGCCUGUCAGCUGAGGCAGCCAGCCUGGGAAGCCCCCCAGUGUGGCUCCUGGUCUAGGUGAGGGGCACUUGAAGCCAUCUUCCACCCACACUGCACUAGGAGAUGUUAGAGGCCGUCUCAAAAGUGCCAGCCUCUUGGGCCUCCCAAGA